Molecule: messenger RNA, 3912 nt
Organism: Ogataea parapolymorpha DL-1
Lineage: Eukaryota; Fungi; Ascomycota; Pichiomycetes; Pichiales; Pichiaceae
Exons: 1
Coding region: 1-3912 (1303 amino acids)
Biological process (GO): glutathione metabolic process
Cellular component (GO): cytosol
Molecular function (GO): 5-oxoprolinase (ATP-hydrolyzing) activity
Source: RefSeq, a predicted model, not a curated record
AUGUCUGACAUUAAAAUUGCCAUUGACCGUGGCGGAACAUUUACCGACUUCCUAGCUAUCAUUCCGGGCCAGCAAGACUACGUCUUUAAGCUGCUUUCUGUUGACCCUGCCAACUACGAGGAUGCCAACAUUGAAGGGAUCCGCAAAAUUUUGGAACAUGUCCAGGGAAAGAAAAUUGCCCGUGGCGAGCCGUUAGAUACCUCAAUCGUCAGCAGCAUCCGUCUGGGAACCACCGUUGCAACAAACGCUCUUCUGGAAAGAAAAGGAGCCAAGUGCGCUUUUGUCACCACCAAGGGCUUCAAGGAUCUUCUGAGGAUUGGCGACCAGAGCAGACCCGACCUAUUUGCUCUCAAGAUUGUCAAACCGGGCGUGCUGUACGAAGAGGUCGUUGAGAUCGACGAGAGGGUCACAAUGCCUGCGUACACCGAGGAUCCACAAAUGAACGAUUGCAGAGAGCUACUUGACGGCACAAAAUUCGUUGAGGGUACCACCAGGGAGGUGUUUGAGAUUCUGAGGCCUAUUGAUCUUGAUGCCGCCAAGCACGAACUGCUGCGGCUCAGAUCCAACGGGUUCAAGUCCGUGGCUAUUUGCCUGAUUCACGGCUACAAUUUCCAGGACCACGAAAAAAAACUGAAAGAACUAGCUAUCGAGCUGGGCUUCGAGUUCAUCACCACGUCCCACGAGAUCAUCCCUAUGAUCAAGGCUGUGCCACGAGCACAGUCUGCCGUGCUCGAUGCGUAUUUGACGCCUGUGGUGAAAGAGUACAUCCACGGACUGCUGAAAGGCUUCAAGCCUGGCUUUGAAAAGCACACGAGAAUCGAAUUCAUGCAGUCGGACGGCGGUAUGUGCACGGCAGAGCAUUUUACAGGCCUCAAAGCCCUGCUGUCUGGCCCUGCUGGCGGUGUUGUGGGCGAGGCAGAAACUUGUUACGACGCCGACUACGGCGUCCCCAUCAUCGGCUUCGAUAUGGGCGGAACUUCCACGGACGUGUCGCGUUAUGCUGGCCAGUACGAGCACGUUUUUGAGACCAACACGGCUGGAAUCAACAUUACCGUGCCCCAGCUCGAUAUCAACACUGUUGCUGCCGGCGGAGGCUCUAUUUUAUUCUAUAAGAACGGCAUUUUCGUUGUCGGUCCUGAGUCCGCUGGAUCGCAUCCCGGACCCGCAUGCUAUCGUAAAGGCGGUCCCCUCACGGUCACCGAUGCCAACCUGGUGACUGGCCGGAUUGUUCCUGAACAGUUUCCGAAAAUAUUUGGGCCUGACGCAAACGAGCCGCUGGACGUGGAGAUUUCAAAGAAAAAAUUCAGAGAGCUCACAGAUCUCAUCAACAAGGACAAUCCGGGCUCACCAAAGACGGUCGAGGAGGUUGCUCUUGGCUUUCUCACCGUUGCUAACUACAACAUGGCAAAGCUAAUCAGAACACUUACCGAGUCCAAGGGCUACGACAUCACGAGACACAACCUUGCUUCCUUUGGCGGAGCAGGCGGGCAGCAUGCGGCCCCGAUGGCCGAGAUUCUGAAAAUCAAGCGUGUUGUCAUCCACAAGUACUCGUCUAUUCUCUCAGCCUACGGUAUAGCUCUGGCUGACACCGUGGUGGAGAAACAGAUCCCAUCCAGCGCCGUCUACAAGGAGGACGCUGUUUCGGAGUUGUUGGAAAAAUGCGAAAUUUUGAAGGAGGAAGCUAAACAGAAGCUUCUAUCUCAAGGUCUGAGGGAGUCUGAUAUUCGCUUUGAGGUCUUCUUUAACAUGGGCUACCAUGGUUCAGAAACGAAGCUGAUGAUCAACCAGGACGCAGAAAAGGAUUUCUUCACAUCCUUCAGGGAAUCGCAUCUCAGACAGUUCACGUUUGUGGACGACGAAAGAGACGUGAUUGUGCAUGAUUUGCGGGUCAGGGGCACUGGGGCGUUAUCCAAGGUGGUGGAACGGUCACCGUAUAAGGAUUUGGAAACGGUUGCACAGCAGCCUGUCAAAAGUGGCGUCGAAGUGAGCCAGCAGGAAAUCGCUUUUGAUGAAGGAAAAAUGAUGUCCAAGGUGUACUUCAUGAAAGACCUCAGCAUGGGCGAUAUCAUAGCCGGACCUGCAAUGAUACUGGACGAAACUCAGACUAUUCUGGUCACACCGGGUGCACGAGCCAUCAAUUUACCCAGACACAUCAUUAUCGACGUGGACAACGAGAAAACGCAGGACGAAAUUUCCCUGGACCAUGUCGAUCCAAUUUUGCUUUCCGUCUUUUCCAACAGGUUCAUGUUCAUUGCUGAGGACAUGGGCAGAACGUUGCAGAAAAUUUCUGUUUCGGCCAACAUUAAGGAACGCAUGGACUUUUCUUGUGCGCUGUUUGACGAGGAUGGAAAUCUGACGGCUAACGCGCCUCACGUUCCUGUCCAUUUAGGAUCCAUGAGUUUCUCCAUCAAAUACGCUAUUGAGUAUUGGAAAGACAAUAUCCACGAAGGCGACGUUCUUGCUACCAACCACCCCGUGGCAGGCGGAACACAUCUUCCUGACAUUACCAUUAUUUCUCCAGUCUUCAUCGAAGGGAAGAUCCGAUUCUUCACCGCCUCCAGGGCACACCACGCAGAAAUAGGAGGACUCACUCCUGGUUCUGGCUCUACAAUGGCCACCAGUUUGGCUGAGGAAGGUGCGCAGUUUGAAGCAUGGAAAAUUGUUUCCAAGGGUCAAUUUGAUUACGAAGGGCUACACAAGUACUUCAUGGAAGUCCCUGCAGAGGCUCCUGGCUGUUCACCAACCAGAAAGCUCGAAGACAACGUUUCUGAUCUCAAGGCGCAGAUUGCCGCAAAUCAGCGUGGUGUCAACCUGUUGGUGGAUUUAUUCAAGGAGUACGGCGUUGAGACAGUGUUGUUCUACAUGCGCAACGUCAAAAAGACGGCUGAAAUGGCCGUGCGUGCAGCCCUUAAGAAACUUGCUAAAACGCACCGCGGAAAACUCCCGCUGCGGGCAGAAGAGGUGCUGGACACAGGCUCUAAAAUUGUGGUGUCCAUAGAUAUCAACGAAGAGGACGGCUCUGCUGUUUACGAUUUCACUGGCACAACAGAGCAGGUGUACAGCCCGCAAAACUCGCCGAUUGCAGUGACCCACGCCUGCGUCAUUUACGGGCUGCGGUGUAUCAUCAACUCGGACAUCCCUCUGAACGAGGGUUGUCUUGUGCCGAUCGAGAUUAUUGUUCCAGAAGGCACGUUGUUGAACCCGUCCAAGGAGGCGGCUGUGAGCUCCGGAAACGGCAGUGGUUCCCAAAUUCUUACCGAGACCAUUUUCAAGGCCUACCAGGUGGUGGGUAGCGGGCCUGGAUCGAUGAAUGCACUACACUUUGGUGUUGGAGGCUUGGAAAACGGCCAGCUUGUUAAAGGAUUCGGUAUGGUUGAGACUAUCGGCGCCGGCAGCGGUGCAACAGAAGGAGCAGACGGAUUUUCGGGCACUCAGUGUCACAUGACCAACACGAAAAUCACAGAUCCUGAGGUGCUUGAAAAACGGUAUCCGUGUAUUCUGUGGGACUGGAGUAUUCGUAAAGGGACUGGUGGAGACGGUAAAUGGAAGGGAGGCGACGGAUUGCAACGGAUUAUUCAAUUCACCACGAAAGUGGAAGCGUCGAUUUCCUCGUUCAGGCGUGCUACGUCUCCCUAUGGUAUGGCUGGCGGAUGUUGUGGUGCUCGUGGUAUCAACAAAAUUGGGAAGCAGAUGAAGGACGGGUCAGUCCAAUGGUUUGGGAUUGGAGCCUUUGCCGAUAUCGUGCUCCAGAAAGGUAUGUAUAUCGCGAUUCUUACUCCAGGAGGAGGUGGUUACGGCGACCCGAAAGAAAGAGAAAAAGUCGUGAUGAAGACCGGGCACGAGUUGCCAAGAGCCCCACUGGCCGGAGGGACGCUCUCUAACAUUGUUGAGGCCGCAAACACCUCUCAGUAA